Molecule: messenger RNA, 3615 nt
Organism: Fusarium tjaetaba
Lineage: Eukaryota; Fungi; Ascomycota; Sordariomycetes; Hypocreales; Nectriaceae
Exons: 2
Coding region: 1-3615 (1204 amino acids)
Molecular function (GO): protein binding
Source: RefSeq, a predicted model, not a curated record
AUGGACGCGUCGGUAACCGACGUCCGUCGCUCCAGUAUCGAGAAGAUGCCCAUUUCUCCAACUCCGCCUUUUGACAGACUCCCCGACGAGAUCAUUGAACAGAUUCUUCAACAAACUGACCCCAACGGCUUUGCGUCUCUUGUGCUCCUGAACCGCAAAUGGAGGGGUGUUUCUCAACGUGCUCAUCUUUAUCGCCAUCAGCUAUCGAGAUGUCCUUCAUAUUCGGCGAGCCAUCCCACAACACCACAAUCGGACGACGCCAAACUCCCCGAGUUGCGACGGCUUUUUGCUCGCGAAGUAAAACGAAACCUCUUCCAGGCAUACCUACGGCCGAGGGAAACGACGUUUAAACUUAUUUCGACCUCAAUCAGCUCUUCAUCAUGUCCCGGUGGCGAGGGUAUGCAAUACAGUGCCUCCCCACAGGGGCACCAUCUUCUGGCAUACAAUUCGGGCAGGAUUUACGUGAUUGACUCAAAAGGGUUGAACCUGGAGGUCAAGAGGGAGUUCAAGAUUCUUCGUCGGCCUGUCGCCGCUUGCAUCAACGACAAAGGCACCCUCUUGGCAGUCUUAUCUACUGAGAUGCAGGUCGACUUGUACGACUUGCAACAAAGCCCACCCCGCCGUUCACGGUCUAUAAUUCUUGACAACACUCCCCGAACGAUUGCUUUAUCGCCAUGCGGUUCUGUUCUGGCUGCUGCUUAUGAAGGUGGCAUCGAGGUAUCGUCUCUAAGGCCUGAUGCGCUGGCCACUGAUCGAAGAGCUGUGAAAUGUGAUGCUGUUGACGCUCUGUCUUUCUCAUUUGAUGGGACUCAAAUUCUCGGAACUACUAUUCAUUCGGCACCACCUAGCACCGUGAUAAUUACAGCUCCAUACUAUGAUCCAGGCCCUCAUAUUUCCGAAGACAACCUGAGCCCCCUAUGGACGACGUCGAUCCUGUUCCCAAACACUAGUCGUGACUGCAGUCAUGCCGUUCUGCUUCAGGAUGGAAGCGAAGAGGAAGCAAGCUGGACUUUUACCUAUGACAGGAGUUUUGAGACCUUCCGAGCUGUUCGAAUUGAUGACCUUCGGAAUGGCACCACUUACUUUACUGGACCGGUACCAAGCGCAUCUCCACAAGCCAGUCUCAUUCCCUCCACACUCCCUUCUACGACAUAUCGGGGUGAACUAGUGUCGGCUGGAUUUCAAGGGAAGGAGGUAUGGAUAUAUGGCAUACCUGAGGACUUGGACGCUGUCCCUGACAAUGUGUCAUCGUCAAGCGAUGGCUCAGCAUCUGGUUUAGGGAGACAAAAUAGUGAUCGGAGUGGUACAUCGCGACGGGCAUCUACGCGGAUCAAUAACCCGGAAGGUGUUAGAGUGCCUAAAUGGCAGAUUUUGUGCGACCAACUAAGAAACACCUUUGUUUCCGGCUUCAAGGUUGCCGAGCAUGGGGAAGUCAAAACAGUGAAAUGGGUUGCGGGGCAUGGUGGCUCAUCUACUCAGGAGCGCCUGGUAAUUGCUGCUAGGGGGGUUGGAGCACCGCGGUUAGUGACUGAGGAGGAAGACAUGGAUUUUGUCGAUGGCGGUCGAGUUACACUCUUGGACUUUGACUACGGCAUCACCAACGGAACCAAGUCAGAGAUCAUCAUUGAGGUCGGCACUGAUAAUCCCGAGGUGCUGGAGGAAGAGCAACGCGAUCUGGCAACCGAGGUCGCCAUUGUGCGACGGCGUACUGUCGCUCAAAGGCGAGGCGGCCGUGGCGGCUCGUCAUUGCUUCGGGCUUCUACAUCUGCUUCUCGACCUCGUGUAGCUCCUGAUGCUGCAGCGAUACCGGCGGUUCCACGAAUGCCGCUAAACGAUGGCCACAACAAUGAUGACGAUGAUCCUCUGCUUCCUCGAAGGAUUGGUCAGCUUCCAUCUCCGCCAGCAAAUCGUCGGGCAGUCGUCGAGCCAGUGAGCCCCAGUGAAGAUGGAGACGCCCCUUCGAUUGAGGAAAUGGAGGCUUUAGAUGCCCCUUAUUCGCAUGCUAGCCCACGAUCCCAGACCACGCUUCGUCGUGCUGCGACCGCUGCCGCCGUCGACAGAUCCCUUCAUCCUCGAACGGCAGAUGGGCGACGUAUUGAGUAUCGCCGUGCUGAUGGCCGAAGAGAGCAUCCACAUGAGAGUGAUGCUGACAAUUGGGUACCUCCUCCUCCACCAUAUCAAAAGGAGGACCCAGGCCCCGAUUUGCCGGCCUUUAUGCGAGGUCCUUCUGUUGCUCCCAUAGGGCUUGGCGGUGCAUCUGUUCCCGCUCCAGCUCCAGUGCCAGCACUGCCAGAUCAUGCUAUAUCCGCCUCUGGUCGUCCCGGGACUGAGGAUCACCGAGGAUCCAGCACCGACUCCAAAGGCGAGCAGCCCGGAAACAAUGUUUCACAGCAAGCCUCUGGUCACCAUCCCCUACAAGAGUGCACCACUAGAGAUCAACUGCAGGCUGGUGUUGCAACCCAAAACAGUGUGAACCAUGUACCCCAGACGGAUGAGGAUGUUGAUCUAUACGACGUGACUCCCCCCCGUUCUCCACAACAGGACGCGCCUCAGCAUGCAGGCGAAACUUCUGAAACUAGGGCACGACAAACAUCAAUAUCAUCUGCUGUGUCAGCUCUUACAUCUAGGGCUGUGACAGUUCCUAUCAACUCCAGGGAGAGGCGGUCACCUUCACCAGUGCAGGCAGAUAUCUCCGCUUACGACCAUUUUGGUCCAGGUACUCGAAUGCCAGCGGUAAAUAUGGAGAGUGUUCCAUCGACCGUUUCUACGGCCCAGGUAGCGCCUAGAGCCAGGCGGCUCUCAAAUGUUCAAACUUGGCCUCGAGUUGCAGACCAUGAGGCUGAACAAAAUGUUGCCUCGGCUGAUGGGUAUCCAUUCCCAAUGUCUGCACCAGCCGAACAGCAGGCCGCAGAUGAAUCGAUUUCAGGCCUACCCCCUCUGCCGAGUUCGAGUCAGCUUGCGAGUCUUAGCAAAAGAGUCAGCCAGGGUAACCCAAGAAGGCUUUCUGGAGGGUUCCAGGUCCCAAGAAGGCCUGUCGGGAGUUUUGAUGGUAGUUCGUACGUAUCAAGCUCCCUGCCCGAUUCAUUAUUGGCAGGGCCAUCCAAUUUCAGUCGCCCAGAACCCGAUCAACCUCUUAUAAUUAGCACUCCUAAGGGUGUAUCGGGUGCUUUCGACUCGCCAAGCCGGCAAGUAUCUGGGCGAAGAAAUGAGACUCCUCUAUUGGCCCCGAUCCCACGGCACCCACGGCCGGUACCUGGCUCGAACCAGAGGCCGACUGUUGAGCGACUUGAAACUAUCUACAGUAUUGCCUCGAGUCACGGAGGCAACCCGGCUGCCACCGUUCCACUGCCCAACCAGCAGGUGCCGGCAUGGCUGCAUGCUCCUCCAGUGCCAGUAACUAGGACAUCACCAACAGUUAAUCGCCGGCCAAGUCGUGCUGAGCGAAGCGCUGCUAAGAACAUCAAAGAUGCCAAAAAACGUGGUUGGUCAGCCAAACCUAAAAAGAAGAAGAAGGCUGCAGAUGCUGCAAGCAGUGCAGGUUGGACAGACAUAUCGACUGGCUCUGGAGAGAAGGAAAAGGAGAAAGAGAAGGACAAGAAGUGUAUCGUCAUGUGA